Messenger RNA from Pteropus alecto (black flying fox), 1456 nucleotides. Its product is annotated as zinc finger protein 300-like. The transcript has 4 exons. The record is from RefSeq and is a predicted model, not a curated record. The coding region runs from base 7 to 423 and encodes 138 amino acids. Gene Ontology annotation, biological process: regulation of DNA-templated transcription. NCBI's taxonomy places the organism in Eukaryota, Metazoa, Chordata, Mammalia, Chiroptera, Pteropodidae.
ACUUGGAUGAGGUUGCUAUACCCAAAUGGUGGUUCAAAGGCUGUGAUUGUGGAGGCUUGGACCCUCAAACUCCAGAACAGAGCUUUGCCACUUAAGGACUCUGCCCUUUUCCAAAAUGGGUAUCUUGAGGAGGAGAUCAUGGCUACUUUUCUCCAGGCAGUGAAGUCCCAGAACCACAUGUCAGUAUUUCAGGGCUUUGUGUUAUUCAAGGACAUGGCUGUGAACUUCACUGAGGAAGAAUGGAGAGAACUGGACUCUGCUCAGAGAGUCUUAUACAGGGAUGUAAUGCUAGAGAACUAUAGAAACCUGGUCUUUUUGGGAUUUCCAUUUUCGAAACCUGAUAUCGUCUCGCAAUUGGAACAAGUGGUAAACCCACAGAUGCAGGAAGGAGAAGUGCUAAGCAGCAGCUGUACAUAUAAGUGAGAACAAGGCAGAUAACAUUUUUCAAAAUAUGAGUAAGGGUUUCUUCUUCAAAUCUUCCAGGCCUAUAGAAAACGUUGAGGUCCCCUCCAGUCUCAUCUUCACUUGGACAUAUCAGAGUCCUGAUAGCCUACCUUCCUACUUCUUCCCAGACUUGAGGAAGGGAUGCUUCAUCCUUAAAGUUAUAAUCUUAAUGCUUGAUCCAGAGAUCAUUGUUGUGCCUUGCCCUUGGCAUUUUAUGAAGUUAUUCCCUUCUUCUGUCAGUAACUGGAGACUCUCCUUUACUCACUUUGUCUUCAUUGUACCUAGUUUUUUCCUACCUAAAAAGUAUGAAGAGAAUGAAGAAUUUGAAUGUAGUUUUAAGGAAUAUAAUUUUACAUUCAAUUUUAAAUAUUUAAAAUUGAUAGAAUUAGCUGAGUACAUGUGGGAGGUGAGGGAGUAACAGACAAAGAUAAUUCCCAGGUUUCUGGUUUGGAUGUGUAGGUGGAUGGAAGUUCUCUUCCCUGAGAUGGAGAACACAGGAAAAGUAGUAGAGUCGGGGAGUAGAAGAUGAGUUCCAUUUUCCUAAAUUGUUUGAGUGUCUACAGAAGUUUAAACCAGUGGUUCUCAACCAGGGACGAUUUUGUCCCAAGGGCACAUUUGGCAAUGUCUGAAGACUCAGCGAGUACUGUGGGCAUCUAGUGGGUAGAGGCUAAGGAUGCUGCUAAACAUCCUACAGUGCACAAGACUGCCCCUCCCUAAAGAUUUGCUUGCCAUCUUUGAGAAACUCUGGUCUAAAUGAAGAUAUCUGGAAGGUAGAAGAAUAUAAGGAGGAUAUGUCCAGUAAGUAUUGGUGAAGGAAAGAGAUUGCAACUGGUAGUACAGAUUUGGGAAUUAUCUGAGAAUAUGGUAAUUGAAGUCAUGUGAGUGGAUGAGAUCACCAAUAGAGCAUGAAAAAUUUCAAGAGAACCUAGAAGCCUAAAGAACAUACACAUUUAAAUAUCUGUCAUUAUAUGUAUAUCUUGAGUAAUUUUCAAAAGUAAACAUGUAGAGAAAA